GAGAGGAGAGAGUAGGGAGGGGAGAAGUGUAGGAGGAGUGGGGAGAGAGGACAUAUAAGGGAGGGGGGCAGUGUGCUCCGUGCAGUUAACUACAGAGAGAGAGAGAGGGAGGGAGAGAGAGAGAGAGAGAGAGAGAGAGAGAGAGAGAGAGCGCAGCCCGCCGGCCCAUUGAGGAAAGAUGGCUACAGUCACUGCAAACGGAGUGCAGCAGGAGAAUGGAUUCAGCACCACGAACAGCGCCGGCAGGAUGAACGGGCUCACCAUCGGGCAGAACACCAUUCCAAUGAAGGACCACGACGCCAUCAAGCUUUUCAUCGGGCAGAUUCCCAGGAACCUGGAGGAAAAGGACCUGAAGCCGCUGUUUGAGGAAUUCGGAAAGAUAUACGAACUCACCGUGCUGAAGGACAGGUUCACGGGAAUGCAUAAAGGAUGUGCCUUUCUAACAUACUGUGCCAGAGAGUCAGCACUGAAGGCCCAGAGCGCCCUCCAUGAACAGAAGACUCUGCCAGGGAUGAACCGGCCCAUCCAGGUGAAGCCAGCCGACAGCGAAGGACGAGGAGAAGACAGGAAGCUGUUCGUGGGAAUGCUCGGCAAGCAGCAGGGCGAGGACGACGUCCGGCGGCUGUUCGAGACCUUUGGCCAGAUCGAGGAGUGCACCGUCCUGCGUGGGCCUGAUGGGGCCAGUAAGGGCUGUGCCUUUGUGAAGUUCUCCAGCCACGCAGAAGCGCAGGCCGCCAUCAACACCUUGCAUGGCGGACAGACUAUGCCCGGUGCCUCGUCCAGUCUGGUGGUCAAGUUUGCGGACACCGAUAAGGAGCGGACCCUGCGUAGGAUGCACCAGAUGGCGGGCCAGCUCGGCAUCUUCAGUCCCAUGACCAUCCAGUUUGGGGCCUAUGGCGCCUACUCUCAUGCUGUAAGUCUCAGCCCGGCGGGGGAGGAGACGCAGAUGAUGCAACAGCAAGCAGCCCUGAUGGCAGCGACACAAGGGUCCUACCUGAACCCCAUGGCGGCCAUCGCUGCCGCUCAAAUGCAGCAAAUGGCAGCGUUCAAUGUCAACGGCCUGGUGGCUACUCCCAUGACACCGUCCUCAGGCACCAGCACACCCCCGGGCAUCUCCGCCACAGCCGUGCCCAGCAUAGCCACCACGAUCGGGGUCAACGGAUUCAGUGCCCUCCCUCCUCAAAGCAAUGGGCAGCCCACCUCUGAGCCCAUCUACACCAACGGUAUCCAUCCCUACCCAGCACAGAGUCCAACGGUGGCCGACCCUCUCCAACAGGCUUAUGCUGGCGUCCAGCACUACGCAGCAGCCUACCCUGCCGCCUAUGCGCCAAUCAGCCAAGCGUUCCCCCAGCAACCAACCAUCAUUCCCCAGCAACAGAGGGAAGGGCCAGAGGGUUGCAACCUGUUUAUUUAUCACCUGCCCCAGGAGUUCGGCGACGCGGAGCUCAUGCAAAUGUUCCUGCCUUUCGGCAACGUCAUCUCCGCCAAAGUCUUUGUGGACCGAGCGACCAAUCAGAGCAAGUGUUUCGGCUUUGUGAGUUUUGAUAAUCCAUCCAGUGCUCAAGCCGCUAUCCAGGCCAUGAACGGGUUUCAGAUAGGCAUGAAGAGGCUGAAGGUGCAGCUAAAGCGGCCAAAGGAUGCCAACCGACCUUAUUGACUCGCCUGCUGUCCACACCCAGGAUGAAGGGCCACAACACCUUAUUUCCACAAGUGCAGUAAAAGUACAAAGACUUCUUGCUCUGCUACAUAUCAUGAAGGAAGGGUGGUCCCUUGAUCCUGCUGGAAACCCGCAGAAAGAUUGGGUGACUGAGAGGAGGAUCCCAGAGUUGUGUUCCUUUUUUUUUUUUUGACUUUUUUUCUCUCUUCGCAAAUGCCUCCUUUUUUUCCCCUGUUUUGCUUUGGCGUCUGUGGAAGAAGAUUUUUUGCAGAGACCAACUUUUUGCUGCUGUUUUUUAGACAUGAUGGGGGGAAAAAAGAAAAAAAAACAACCUUUAUAGACUCAUUAUGCUCAAAGCAUGCAUACUGACACAGGAUAUAAAUAAACACACAUAAAUACAGAUGACAAACCAAACAUACACAUUUAAAGAUGCUACACCUAAAAAAGUUUAAAAAAUGAAAAAAAAAAACUACUUUGUACAUGUAUAAAUACGUGCAAAUGCCAACUCAAGUACUGAAGCAAACACACACACAAACUUACACACAAACACACACCAGCCUGCUGCCAUUUUGGUUUUUGUGCCUACACAGGUGUUGUGCUCUGUGACAGGGCAAGCUCUGGAUGGAAGAGGAAAACGAGAAGAAGAGGAGAGAAGAGGAGAAUCCAGGAUAAUUUACAUGCAUCAUUCCUUAGGAAAUAGGGACCAAAGGACUAAACGCUUUUUAAAAGAAUAUAAAUAUAUAAAUAUAUAAAUAUAUAUUUAAAAACUCAUACCUUGUAGCUGCAAGUAUUACAAUUUACUCGUAGUAAAAAAAAAAAUCAUUAAAUCAAUAUCCAGUGGCCUACUGUAAGUACGAAUAAAAGAACAUGGAAAUAAUGUAUAAAAAAGACAUGGAAUCGUAGUAUAGGGGCUGAUCUUUUGCUCUGGAUGCUGAUUUAGCACCAGGUUGUAGAAUAGUAAAGUAGACUAGGAAAAAAAAAAAAAAAGUAGAUUUGCUAACUUUUGCUGUUGUUCGAAAAAAUACUUGAAGUCGUAAUGAAAAGGGGGCAGAAGAGGGGGAAAAAAGGGAAACAUGAAUUUGCCCCCCCCCUGUAAGCAACGAGUCUUUAUCUCUUGGAUGUUAAGGUAUCAGCCACUGGAUAUCUCGCUCAUCAUGAUGUACAAGUCACUUCACUCUCUGACAGCUAUGAACAGACUGUUCUGGAUGGAGGGAAAAAAAAGAAUGACAAGAGGAGAAGAAAAAAAAAAGAGUGAACUUCGCAUGUCUGCGCUGGACAGGGUGCAGACGUUUAAGGCUUCUCACUGGCCUUUUGUGUUGAAGCGACAAUCCACUGUAAAGACCAAGCAAAAUGGACAUGGGGUGUCUUUGGUUGUUUGUUUGUUUUUCUGGGUUUUUUUCUUUCUUGUCCUUUUGUAUUGCAACAUAAUGUGUGAACUAUGAAGCCACAGAUUGUUAAAAAGAGACAGUUCUAUAAAGACAGAUGGACACACGGAUGAUGGGGGAGCAGACAAAAACAAGAAGGAUGAGGAGGAAGGCGACAGCUACUGAAACUGCCAGCAGAAUGAAGUCAGUAAGAAUUGGCCCUUAUGGCAUUGGGAUUCCCUCACAAAAAAAAACAACUUAUAUAAGUGACAUGCCAAGGAUGUGUGUGUCCACUGGAGCUGCAACAAAACUCCAACCGGAUGUAAAAUGAACCUCGUCUUUUGGCCUGGCAGAUGCUGACAAAACCUCUUAAGACAAACUCAAUCGACAGUAUCGAUGGCAAAGGAGUGCAGGCUUCUACAGUUCAUUUAGCUCUGUCAAAUAUAAUGUAAAUUACCCUCUUAACAUUUUCCCUGGCCUGCUUUCCUCAUAUAGAACCCACGGGGGAGGGGGGGGGGACGACAAAACCAUACAGCUUAAACAGACUACAUCUGAAUCAGAUCAUUCUUAAGCAUCACUCAGCCUGCCACGGUCACCGGGCAGGACGGAGAGAAGCACUCCAGUACCGUCAUGUCUUGAUUUAGAGUCCUGUAGCCUUGUUUCAGAUGAAGGAACUUCUCUCGAAACCAGAUCGAUAUGUUUGCAACGAGUCUAGAGGGAGUAGCCGUGCUGUUGCAGGUUUUCCCAAUUCUCUCUGUCUAACACCAGCUCACAUCUGUACACCAGCCCUCUGACCACUGGCAGUACGAGGCCGGGAGGGAGGUGAAGAGGAGAGGCCAACAGGCCAAACGUCACACUGAGACCCUUGAAACUGAUGCUUUCAGGAUGAUGUCCAGGGAUUUGACUGAUCAAAUUUGAGGUUGUAAUUAAGCGGUGACAAACACACUAUAUCUGUGCUGUAUGCUUUUUUUUAAAGAAUUGAUGGAGGGACUGAGAAAAUAUGCCCACAGAUUCAAGACUCUUAAAAAAUAAGCAAUCUUGAUCUGAACCCUCCAUAUCAGCACGCCGUCGUGUCCCCUCUUGCCCCCCGCCCCCGUGUCCUAAAAGCAGCCACAUCUUUCCAGACCUCGGCCCAACAUCUACUGGCUCACGCCUUGAAACAGCAUUUUUCGAGAAAAAAAAAACCUGGCUAAUGUCUUAGCUCACUACCCUUCAAUUAUCUCCUGCACCGAAUUAGACAUGCUAUUUCACCUUUCCUUCUAAUCACACUAUAAUCACCAGCCUCUAUACAUUAGCAGCAACCAAGUGAAAAAUCACCGAGAUAAUCACUUGGACCAAAUGACGGGAGAAAUGGUCCCCCUGCAUGCACAUGGAUGACAGAAGGAAGAUUAGAGAGAAUUAUGUCUGUGCCUACUCGCUGGCAAGGCUGCUGACAGCUGACCUGGCACCAAUAACACUGCAAAAUGUACCCAAAAAAGGCAAAGGCGGAUGUGGGAUUAAACUUUUCCUAUCACAGCAAGGUGUUUCUAUUGAGAGUAGAUAGACAUUACCAAAAAUUCAAACAGAAUGUCUUUUUUUUUUUUAAAUGCAAACUUUGCAUCAACAGUUCGCCGGAAAUUGGGUCAAGACCAACAAUGUCACUGGAAAUCCUCAAUUUUGUAGGAGCAGCUGCUGUGAGGCCUGUUAUUGUCCUUCGUCUUGCAGCGCGUAAUUGUGUCUCAACAGGCGCCACAGAGGCCGCCAUCUUUUUUACAAAAUCACUUGCCCCACUCUCCUUUCUUUGCCUUGCUUGUGUUCCUGCUGAGACACCUGCGAAGCACAGCAUUGUUCAGCACCCAAGGGGAUAUUUGUGAGGCACAGUGGUUCCUUCUGAAUCAAACGGAGGCCCAUCAAGCUUUUUUGCUUUAAAAAAAAAAAGAAAAAAAGAAAUUGCUUUCAAAAGCAUGUAAGGUAAAACCCUCCUUCCUCCUCAGCCCUCAACGGGACUUUGGAUGCAGGAAGCGUCAUGGAUUAAUGUGAAGUAGGUCAAAACAAAGCCAUGUUCCGCGUGCUGUUUGUGCUCAUUAUUCAUGUGAAGCCGAACUACUCAACGACAAAUCUAAUGUUCCACGAGCAAUGACAUUUCCUGCUCGUCUCAGCCAGGUUCAGAGUUGCAUACUGCAAGUGAGGCUUUGUCAGGCUGAACAUGAACCUCGCACGCCUGCCCCACUGUUCUUCCCCGUCUUUUUACCAGAUGCUGCACUAGCUCCCACUGCUAAUGGCAGGUUGAGUCCCCCAGUGAGUCCCCCAAUAUACAGCCAAGUCCAUCCCACUGUCUACUUGGAUAAGAGUGCAGUGUUCAUGUAGCUUCUUUGCCAGGCCAGGGCUAAAUCAGGCAAUGUGAACUCAGCAUUUCAAUACUUUAAAUGAGGGUGCACUUAUUAUCUUUACACCCCAGAGAGGAUGUUAUUGGAGGGUGAGGGUGAAACAAGCUGCAGAACUCAAAAAAACAACUUGUUUUGGGUUCUUUUCAUUCCCUCUUUCAUUGAGGCUCUGCCCACACUGCUCCAGUCUGGUCUGGUUUAGAGUCCAGGCUGUUACACCUCCAAGAGCAAUGACAACCGUCAGCACAGCAGGUUCUCACCAAGCUGUUGCCAAACUGCUAUCUGGCAUUUGCUCACGAACUUACGGAGAACAUGUAACUUGGCAUUAUACCCCAAGGAAAUUAAUAUGAAUCUAAUUAACUGGGAGGAUAAGACUGAAAGCAGUGAAAGGUAUACGCAGGUAUAGUGAGCUCUUAUUCAAUAAGCAGUAAGACAACUCGCUCCUCUGCCACUGAUCCAUGUAACCGCUCUGACCGUGUAUCAUUAAAUUAAAAUCGGGGGCCAUAUAUACAUAGUACACUAAUUUCCUCAUCUGCCACUACUACACCACCGCUCGCAAGGUCAGUCCUCGAGAGGAACGGGCCCCGGCCAGUGGCCAUGCAGGGAACCGCUGGAGCAUGCCCACGAAUCUCCAACCCCCUGGGUGCAUAACACUCACCCUAAAAUAGCAGUGAUUGUCAAGGAAAGGAAGUGAAAUGUAAUUGACUAAAAGUGGAGAGAUAAUUAAAGGAACCUGUUGGACAGGAGGGAAGAAAUGAAUGCCUCGCAUGUAAUAGCUGCUUCGAGAGAGAGCUUUUCCGUCAUCUCGCUGUAGAGCAGAGAGAGUUUUCGCUGUGGAUGAGGGAUUUUGUGCGGAAACAUGUGGAGGUGGAAAAUAGGCACAGGGUGGUUGGGGUGCUGUGUGCUAAACUGAAACUCCACAAAAUCACUCCCAAUACUCAGGGCAUCAGGCGCCAUGAUGUCAUGAUUAGUGGAGAGGUUCAGAGCCUUUGCGUUACCCCUGAUCCUGAGGGAGGUUAGAGCUGAGUCACACAUACGAGGCCAGCGGGAGCAGUGAGAUCGCGUCCCAUCGCCGGGAGCGCUGAGCCGGCAGAAGGGCUGAUGGACCACCUGCUUUGGAUUCACAGUGUCCAAUUUCAAGACGAGCAAACACACAAACGAUCAUAUAAUCAAAAAAAAAAAGCCUUCUUCCACCCAAAAAAAUAAAUAAUGCACAGUUAAUCCCUGGGAGGCGUGAAAUUAUGUUUAACAACGUGGCUGAGAGUAACGACGAUAAAGAUUUUUUUUAUUCCCUAAUGUAAAUAGCCUAUAAAAUACAAAAAAACAAAACAGAGGAGGGUUGUACAGCAGCUUGUUUUUGAGAAUCCCAACUCUGUGGACAAUGAUGUCACUAUAAAAUGUAUCCACAGCAGUGCAGGGAUCUAGGAGAGUUUUAGUCCUUUUAAGCCCCUUAAGUUUGGGCUGCGAACAUGCAUCCUACAAGCCGAAGCGUUGGACCACGGCUUAGACAGUGUUUGACUUAGUGUCAAACCUAAGCCACGGCCCCACAGUGAUCCGUUAAUUAAGAUUCUGUGUACACCCGACACGUCAUGAUUUUUUUCUGACAGAAGAAGGAUUGCCUGCGCGGUAAUUGGAUUAGUCCAAUUGGGGCCGAUGAACAGAUAUGACAGUGACAGUAGAGUUCAUCCAUCUGCAUGCUUACUGCUUAACAGUGCAGCAAAAAAGAGGAAACAACAACAACAGCAAAAAGAUAUCGUCAGCCACUACCACACUUUUUCCACAAUCUUUGGAAGUGAAUGUUUGGGCUGUAAGAUAUUUGAAGAUGCACAUUUUGCAAAAACUAAACUCCAGGUAAUAGUUUCUUCAACAUGUACAUAAACCAUUUUGGGGGUAGUUACAACUUCAUGGUUAGGCCCAGAUUGGAAGAAAGAGACAAACAAAAAGACAGCAGUUAUUGUAGAGCCCAGCAGAGCCCCCUGUCUGCUUGACCCAGUCUGCCACUGCUCUUCUGACCACACACCUGCAUUACUUCUGUACAUACAAUAUAGCUUAUUUUUCAAUUCUGUUGAACCUUCUUUAUAGGGCCGUACAAUAGAUCAUGUUCAAACAUUAAAAAAAAGAAUAAUUAAAAGAAUAGUUAAUAUAUUUCGGUGAAACUAAGAGAAGGAACCUAUGAAAUAAUUUAUCAAAAAGAUAAAAUGAUUUUAUUUCUUGUAUAGUGAAGCACUGAUGUUCAAAAAUGGGAUUUUAUACUCAUGUUGGUAAAUCGUUAUUAAGUUUCUCUCUUUUUUAUUUUGUUAUUAUCGGCCGAAGCUGGGAUAGGCCCAUUGUCAUGAGGUUUAUUCGGAUAUGCUUUGAUUUCUUUCCCUUUUUUUUUUUCUGGCCACACAAUCCAUGUAUGGAAUCCCUUGUCGUUGGGCAAGUUCAAAGGGAUUUUGCCACUCAAAGCUCUUAAAUCAAUACAAGAAUAAACAAUCCGCACUGUAAAAGGAUGAUUGAUGGUACUGGUCAUGUGGAUUCAGAAAAGUGAGUCCAUUGCACAAACGUGUUCAAAUGAAUCAGCAUUGCAUGUUCAAAAGUAUUUCAUCUGAGGCCUUUUAUUGUUUGGAGAAAAACAGAAAAAUACAAAUCAAAAAAAAAAAAAAAAGAAGAAAUAUAGCAACCUUUGCAGCCAGAUUUGGUUUGAAGACCUAUGCUGUCAUACCCCAUCGUCUUUAAGCCAUGGAUGGAUUCCUGUAAUGUACCUCUCUUUAUGUAACUGGAUUUCUUUUCAGAUUUUUUUAUACCUUUUUUUAUUUUUUGAAGGGUUGUUGGUUAUCAUUGACAUAUCUCUGGUUUUCAUUGACUAUGUUCUUACCUACGGAAAGUUUCUUCAGCAGUUUGUUAUUCAAUGUGACUCCAUCCUCUGACGACAUCGUACCAACAGUGACAGCGCCAUAUUGUUUUGCUCCGGUCAGGUUGACUUGUUAAUCUGAGGAGGGAAUUCUGCCUUAAACCCAGCCUGUUCUCUUUGACAGUACUACCUGUGAACAGUGGUCGGACACACUGUAUUCUGGGGAUGCCAAAUGCUCUAACUUCAAAAGUCAAAAAUCCGUUGUAAAGACAAACACCUCGCCAGAGUCAGUUUUGCCACGAGCCCAUUCUGACACAAAUGAGGAAGUGGUCAUGCACCUCCAUCACCAUUGGUUAUAAGGACCAAAAUGUAAACAAACUCAGCUAACUGAGCAGUUUGCUCCAAUCAAGCAUUCAAUGAGAGCCUUUAAAGAAUUCACAUUUAGCCACACGUAAUAUCGCAUCCUUGAUCUUUGUAUCAUCAAUCAUCGCAUUCCCAGCUUCACUAUAUACAUUUCAUCCUCUUCAUUUGUUCUCAUGCACAAUUCAUUUCUCAUACCAUAUCAAGGUAUUUAUAUUCACGAGGAAUGGAAGAAUCAUUUCUUUUUAUCAUCCGACUUGGAACAAACUGGGUUACUGUUUUUCUUUUUUGUUUGAAACAGAGAUGUAAUUUGAAUUAGCGUCGGCUCGGGUCCGUUUCCCUGAUUUGGAGUGAUAUCUCCCUUAGUGCUCCUGAACUCUGUAGUUCUCUAGUUCAUUAUAUUCUGCUUAGACUAAAAUAAAGCACAGUCCUGUAGAA
This is a messenger RNA of Scophthalmus maximus (turbot), 9015 nucleotides long. It is a transcript of the gene celf6, whose product is annotated as CUGBP Elav-like family member 6. Bases 179 to 1657 code for a protein of 492 amino acids. Lineage: Eukaryota; Metazoa; Chordata; Actinopteri; Pleuronectiformes; Scophthalmidae. Gene Ontology annotation, biological process: regulation of alternative mRNA splicing, via spliceosome; mRNA splice site recognition. The transcript has 13 exons. Gene Ontology annotation, cellular component: cytoplasm; ribonucleoprotein complex; nucleus. The record is from RefSeq and is a predicted model, not a curated record. Gene Ontology annotation, molecular function: mRNA binding.